CUUGUAAAUUCUGGUCUCUGGAUGAUGCAGCCAAUUUGGCAGACAAUUUUUUCAUUUUGAAGUUUCUUUUUGAAACAAUUGCAAAGUAUGAUAGUUUUGAAAUAACCGGGGCGAACUCGCGAAGCAUCGAACAAGAGUUUACAACGAAACGAUGGGUUCAAACGCGACGGACAAAGAGAAACUUCUGCGCGAGACCGAAGCAAUGCUUCGUGCUGUCCUUAUCAGCAGCCCUCGCGGAGUACGUUUCGAGAAACUGCAACGGGAUUUCUUUGAACUGACGGGCAAACAAAUACCAUUCAAAGAGCUGGGUUAUCCAAGGCUCGAGAACCUUCUGCAAAGUAUGCCCUCAGUAGCAAGGAUAGAAAAGGAACCAGGUGGUGACUUCGUUGUGAAGGGGGUGGCCUCAAGUGCUGACCAACACGUUGCGAAGUUGAUCAGCAAACAGAAGAAGCCUUCUCUCAAGAAAGGUGCGAAAUCGUUCAUGGCCAAACGAAGGCAAAUUCUGUUUCAAAAGAAUGCAAUCACCCCGGUGAGGAAACCCAUUGGGCGACCACGGCCGCCAACCCAUAAAAGUUCAAAUUUUAUGGCCCCAAAGUUUGUACCACCAAGAAUGCAGCGACUACAACAGGAGAACAACAAGAACAGGGCUGUUGCACUGCCACUGAGACAAAAUACGAAGGCUAAAGAUCCCAUGAAUUUGUCGGUCAAAGUGUCAAACAAUGAGAGAAGUGUCACAACUGUCGCCUCUCAUGAUCAAGAGCAGCCUGUGGCAUCUGGUAUCCUGGAGAAUGCAGCGUCAGUCAAAUGGAUCAAAGCGGAAAUUGAAAAAGCUAACAGUGGACUGUGGGCAACACGUCUGGAACACCUCUUCAAAGAGAAGUUUAAAAGAGCGUGUCCGAAGCAACUUAUGCAAGAGCUAAAAUUUCGACCAGAUAUCACACGAGUGGAAGAGCCUAUUGCUGGGAGAUUUUUACUCUAUGCUCCAAGACAACAACAGCCUCCUGUAGCUUCCGGAUCACAUGCUGGAAAUCAGAUCCAAGUGAACAAAGCCGACUUCGUAAUACCAUGCUAUUUACCUGAUGUUGGUGCGUCAGUUCUUGUGUACAUAUCCCAUAUGGAGAACCUCAGCUGUUUCUAUGUCAGUCUUUCAGAUUCAAUUUCUGAAAUGUUGAGCGAAGAGAUACGCAAGCAUUACAAGACAAGUCAAUACAACUCCGAUGCCAUUCCGUCAAUCUCCCAAGGACAGAUAUUCUGCGCCCAAUUCACGGAAGAUAAAAAUUACUACCGCGCACGCGUCCUGGAAGUGGUUGACAGUGCGCAUGUCAAAGUACUCUAUCUUGACUUCGGUAAUAAAGAGAUUAUCUCAGUGGAGAAACUGCGGGUCCUUAUCAGCGAUUUUCAAACACAACCAAUUCAAGCAUUUGAGUGUUGUUUAGAAGGUGUGCAGCCUUUAGACCAGUGUCAGGAAUGGAGCGAGGCAGCCAUUGUUAAGUUUGAUGAACUGACGAGCGAAAAGGAACUGCGGAUGACCGUGCACGAGAUCGACGACGCUAUCCUGACAGUAUCUCUUGUGGACGUGUCAUCGGAGAUGGACAUUGCUGAAAUGAUGAAGAAAGCUGGUUUAGCCGUUGGGACUAAAAACCUGGAGACAACUUCAUCAUCGUCAUCUUCCUCCCUGUCCUCCUCUUCAGGACCAACGUUGGAGAGGUCUCCUUCAAAAACAGAAAGCGUUGCAUCGCGGUCUCGUCGCUUGAAAUCCAAAUCCCCAGGUAUUGUUGAGUUGCCGGACGAGCUGUUUCUUGAUGUUCUGGUUUGCAAUAUCACGGGAACUUAUGACGUGUAUUUACGUCUAGUCGGCGAGGAAUACUCGAAUAAAUUAGAAGCUAUUCAAGAAAGUAUGACGUGCUAUUACAGUGAUUCAAAAGACGAAGUUAUCACAGACCCUGCUAACGGUGAUUUGUUUGCGCUGAUUUCGGACGAAGUCUGGUGUCGAGUUAAGGUGACGAGUGUAAAUGGCGGGGAAAUUAAAGUGUUCUUCGUUGAUCACGGGGACAGCACGGUGGCUAGUAAAGAUCAGUUGAGACCUUUGGCCCCUCAAUUCAGGCAACUGCCCUUUCAGGUUUUCCAAUGCGCUCUAAAUGGCUUACCAAAGACCAAAAAUCCGGAAGUCGUUGAAACGUUGAAAAAGUUGAUUAUGGGCGAAGUUGCUGUGGCCGAGAUUAUAAAAAGGAUGGGGGAUUUGAUAUUUAUCGAGCUGUUGGACACAAGAACCGAUGCUAAUAUUGUGGUGAACAAUGUCGUGAGAAAGUUGGUUAUACCCGACGAAGAGUUGAAACCUGUUUUACCAAAGGUUGGCCAGAGUACGGACGCCGAUCUGGCGUACAUUUCGACGGCGGGAAAUGUAUUUCUUCAUGUUUCUGCUGUUGGGAGUAAACGAUUGGAAGAACUGAACAGAGACCUUACUGAACAUUACAAGUCCAAGCAAUCGAAAGCAAGUGAAUUCAUUUCAAAGCCCGAAGCUGGCAAAAUAUGUUGUGCGAAAAGUGGUGACGGACACUGGUAUCGUGCGAAAAUUGUUUCUUUCACUGAUAGGGAUGCUAUGGAAGUGGUCUUCCUGGAUUAUGGUAAUACAGAAGUUAUACCCACCACGGAUUUACGAAAACCGACCCAGGAAAACUCUCAUGUCUUGUCACUGCCGUUCCAGGCGCUGGAAUGCCAACUUUAUGACGUACCGAAGGAUGGCUGGAGCGACGAUGUUAUCAAUCGAAUCUUCGAAAUUGUCGAACAAGGCAGCCUGCAAGCAGAGGUGAUAUCAGAAGGUGAUAUACCCGCGGUGAGCCUUUUAGUCACAAUGGAAUCGGAAGGUGAAUGCGAAACUCAUCGCCUCGCAAGUCUGCUCGGGCUUGGAGUCGUCGUAAACGGCAACCAUCCUGUGUCAAAUAUGGAGAUCAGUAAUGCUGAUGUUAUAAAGAAGGAAACGCAAGCUGGAGUGAGCGAGGAAAUAUUGUUGACCACGCUGGAAAGUGGCUGGUAUCAUUGCAUUUGCGAUCCACUGCCACUUCAAGCAGGAUGGUUUGAUGUCUACAUCACCGAAGUCAGAGACGCCGAUCAUUUCACGUUUCAACUUUUGGAGAGCAAUUCAGAGAUUACCAAAUUGGGGGAAGAGUUACAGGAGUUUUACCAGAAUCAAGUUGAAACUGAAGUGACGUUGGUCGAGGGAGACGUGGUUGCUCUUUUCUAUGAAGCCGACGAAUAUUGGUACCGUGGUUUAGUUGAGACUGUAAUCAAUGAGGAAAAAGCGUACAUUCGGUUCCUGGAUUAUGGUGGAAACGCUACCGUUAACAGGGAGGACGUACGCGUUUUGGAUGAAAAAUUUCUGAAGUUGCCUUUCCAAGGGGUUUCAGCAAAAUUAGCUGGAGUAAAGUGUACAAAGAAAAAGUGGUCUAGGGAGUCUAUUAAGAAUCUUAGAUUCCUAAUGUUGGAUCGAUCUCUAGUAGCGAGAGCCGCCAAUGGUCUUGCUAACUACAAUCUCGACCCCUCAUCUACUGUUGAAUUGGAACUUUGCGAUACAGAAGACCCCAAACAGGACGUCUUUAUUGCAGAGAAGUUUAUUGCAAGUAAUUCUGACGUCGUUUCAUCGUUAUCUCCAGCAAUCUGAGGCUCUAUGUGCGAUUUAUUAAUAAUUUGAAAUACUUCAUAUUAAUCGUAUGUCGUCCGUCGUCUUGUGGUUCAAGAAUGAGAAUUUUCAGUAGGAGUGGAGACAGUCACCAAUUACAGGGAAUUGGAAAACGUUUAAAUUGGAAAUCCAGAGUUUUAAUGCAAGGCGGAAGAUAUUGGAAUGUUUAAAGGAUAUUGUAAAGACAUAAUUUGCUUGCCGUUACAGAAGGCGAUGAAGAGUUUCUGCGGCCGGAGCUUUAAAAAUUGAAGUAUAUAACACAAUGGAUGUUUUUAUUGUAUCUCAGUGGGAGGUGUCGCUUCAGUCACCAGAGUUUGAAAAUGUUUGUUCUUUUGGCAAAAGGACAACGGUCUGGAGAGCAAUAUUUUCGAACAACCAAAUUUGUGAGCGGGAACAAUGUUUCAGACCGGUUUUACCAAAGUGAUAUCGCUUUAUGUUUCGUACCAAGGCAGGUUUAAGGGCGAAGAAUUUUUAUAAACUUUUCAGAUAUCACGACAGAGCUACAUGCCAAUAAUCUUUGUUCUUGUUCUCAACUGGUUCAAGGUGAAAUUCAUCGUUUGGAUGCUAUUCUUCAGUUGUAAAUGCUUCACCUUUAGCUGAGAUGGAGUCCGGUUAAUGGCGGUGCAACUAAACUGAAUGGCUAAAUUAUCUGAAUCUUCCACUCCCCUGUCUGCACUAAGCCGGGGAUGAUUAAUAAUGUUGACGCCAGGAAAACUUUGGGGGCGGAAGUAAAUUCUGAAGAAAAAAAACUAUGAGAUUGAUGUUACCUCCAUGAAUGAUGAUUGGAGAUGCCUGGUUGAGAUUUUUCUAAUAGAAAAAAUGCGCAGAUUGGACGCUUAUAAACCUUAUGGCUUGAUUUUUAAUAGUGUUAGUUAACUCUUGGCAAUGAUGCGAAGCUCGUUUUGAAGGGAACAAGUUAGUUGCACACGAAAGUAAUGGACAACGAGAGGUCAUUUAGGAGUUUCUUGAAAACGGAUUAAAACGGUUUGAUGACAAUGAUGUGCUUUGGGAUAAAAUGAUGUCCAAAGCUUUGGGAUGAAAUGCUGCAACUAUACCUGUUUUCAAAACAGAUAAUCGCGCACUUGGACGCUUAGCUGGCAUGCAUAAUAUUCGUGAAUGAAGUAGAUAUAUUAUGUAUUGAAAUUGAAGGUCUUUACCAAUCCCUGUUGGUGACACAAAUUUGUUGUAAUUUGAAUGAAGCUCACACCUAUGGCUGUAGAUAUGCCAAGCAAGCUCGCUCGCAAUGAAACCGGACAUUAUGGCAGAAUUUAAUGAAGGAAUUAAUAAUCUUCGUUGGGUUUUAGACAAAUUUAGUUGAUUUGGAAGACGAUAGACCUGAUUUGACUCGUCGUGACUGUGGAAUAUGUUAUAUGAAAGAUACCAAUUUUCGCCGUUGUAAAAUGGAACUAUUUGGUCUUUGAAACAAUUCGUAUUCGCCGUGGUGGAAGACGAUACGAAAGAAGAAACUUGGAUUUCACAUUUAAACAGUUUUGUUUCAGAAGUUUUUAGACUAUGGCUGCUUUAGGAGAAACUAAUAAUUUUUGUCCAAAAGGUAGACUUAUAAAGCCGCCAUUCUAAAACUUUUACGAAUUACCCAUGUCGUAUAAGUGGAGUACUUUUCGUAUGUAGAAAAACCCUGCUAUU
This is a messenger RNA of Dendronephthya gigantea, 5320 nucleotides long. RefSeq names its product tudor domain-containing protein 7-like. Lineage: Eukaryota; Metazoa; Cnidaria; Anthozoa; Malacalcyonacea; Nephtheidae. The coding region runs from base 152 to 3658 and encodes 1168 amino acids. The transcript is spliced from 24 exons. Gene Ontology annotation, biological process: spermatogenesis. The record is from RefSeq and is a predicted model, not a curated record.